Arvicola amphibius (Eurasian water vole) is the source of this 1670-nucleotide messenger RNA. RefSeq names its product hippocampus abundant transcript 1 protein-like. Gene Ontology annotation, molecular function: transmembrane transporter activity. The record is from RefSeq and is a predicted model, not a curated record. Gene Ontology annotation, biological process: transmembrane transport. Gene Ontology annotation, cellular component: membrane. NCBI's taxonomy places the organism in Eukaryota, Metazoa, Chordata, Mammalia, Rodentia, Cricetidae.
CCUGAGUGGCUGCUGCAGCGCUGGGAGUCGAGGAUGGUAAAAUGACCCAGGGGAAGAAAAAGAAACGGGCCGCGAACCGCAGUAUCAUGCUGGCCAAGAAGAUCAUCAUUAAGGAUGGAGGCACGCCUCAAGGAAUAGGUUCCCCUAGUGUUUAUCAUGCGGUUAUUGUCAUCUUUUUGGAGUUUUUCGCUUGGGGACUACUGACAGCACCCACAUUGGUGGUAUUGCAUGAAACCUUCCCUAAGCAUACAUUUCUGAUGAAUGGCCUGAUUCAAGGAGUAAAGGGUUUGUUGUCAUUCCUCAGUGCCCCACUUAUUGGUGCUCUCUCUGAUGGUUGGGGCCGGAAAUCCUUCUUGCUGCUAACAGUGUUCUUCACAUGUGCCCCCAUUCCUCUAAUGAAGAUCAGCCCCUGGUGGUACUUUGCAGUGAUCUCUGUUUCUGGAGUUUUUGCAGUGACAUUCUCUGUUGUAUUUGCAUAUGUAGCAGAUAUAACUCAAGAACAUGAACGAAGUAUGGCUUAUGGUUUGGUUUCAGCAACGUUCGCUGCCAGCUUAGUCACCAGUCCUGCAAUUGGAGCUUACCUUGGACGAGUGUAUGGGGACAGCUUAGUGGUGGUCCUCGCCACAGCGAUAGCUCUGCUGGACAUCUGCUUUAUCCUUGUGGCUGUGCCAGAGUCGUUGCCUGAGAAGAUGCGGCCAGCGUCUUGGGGAGCUCCCAUUUCCUGGGAACAGGCUGACCCCUUUGCAUCCUUAAAAAAGGUGGGCCAGGAUUCCAUAGUGCUGCUGAUCUGUAUCGCGGUGUUCCUCUCCUACCUACCGGAGGCAGGCCAGUACUCCAGCUUCUUCUUAUACCUCAGACAGAUAAUGAAAUUUUCUUCGGAAAGUGUCGCAGCCUUUAUAGCAGUCCUCGGCAUUCUGUCCAUUAUCGCACAGACUAUAGUCUUGAGUUUACUCAUGAGGUCAAUUGGAAAUAAAAACACCAUCUUAUUGGGUCUGGGAUUUCAAAUAUUGCAGCUGGCUUGGUAUGGAUUUGGUUCAGAACCUUGGAUGAUGUGGGCUGCUGGGGCAGUCGCAGCCAUGUCUAGCAUUACCUUUCCAGCUGUUAGUGCCCUUGUUUCACGAACUGCUGAUGCUGAUCAACAGGGUCAAGGAAUGAUAACAGGAAUCCGAGGGUUGUGCAAUGGUCUGGGGCCAGCCCUUUAUGGAUUCAUUUUCUACAUAUUCCAUGUGGAACUUAAAGAACUGCCAAUCACAGGUUCAGACCUGGGAAUGAACACAAGCCCUCAGCACCACUUUGAACAGAAUUCCAUCAUCCCCGGUCCCCCCUUCCUCUUUGGAGCCUGUUCGGUACUGCUGGCUCUGCUUGUUGCCUUGUUUAUUCCGGAACACACUAAUUUAAGUUUAAGGUCCAGCAGUUGGAGAAAGCACUGUGGUGGUCACAGCCAUCUUCACAGUACACAAGCGCCAGGAGAGGCCAAAGAACCUUUACUCCAGGACACAAACGUGUGAUGACUGAAUUCAGGAAGACUUUUCUAUCGGCACCAAGGUCUUAGCUUUCACCUAUAGUUCUGGAUGUACAUUCCAUUUCCAUCUACAAUGUACUUUUAAGAUUGUCUUAAGAAAUAUCUGCAUGAACUCCGUGGGAACUAAAGAAAGAAUCGGACAGUUUUC